AAGGCAAGCCGGGGAAGAACGGAAGGUCUUCCUUCUCAGUUCAUUCCACUCUAGCCACCCCCAUUCCUCAUCGAACCCCAAAAUCCCAAUCCGAUUUCUCCCCGGACCCAUCCGAAUCAUUCGGCUCCCUGUCGAAAUCCAUGCUCCCACUCCCACUGAUCGCCGCAAGCUCCCGGAGCAAGAACUCCUCGGUCCAUGGACAAAAACCCUCUUUCGAUUUUCCUACUCCUUGACUCCUGACUCCUGAGUCACGCUGCUCAGAUCUCUACUAUAGUCUACCACCGUGCCGGCGCCUCAAUCCUGCCCGCCGACGCCUCAGUCGCUACAGCGAUUGGUUCCAUCCUACUGAUCUGGAUCCGCCCCUCAUGGCGGGCGAGGAGGCCGCCGAGGGAAGCCGGAGAAGGAGGCGGAUGGAUCUAAACCUCUACCUGGGCCUCCCUCCGUUGCCACGGCCUCCAGGUCGGCUGGGUGCAGCUAUUGAUUGCCCACCGACCAUUCCCGUGGCGGACGCGCCAAGAACGGACGAGCCGGCAGGAUUGCCGGCACCAGAGGAGGUGCCGCCACUGCCCGUGGUAUACUCGCCGUCCAAUGCGCUCUCCACGCCGGAGCUAUCACUGAUAGAUCCGAUGCUCUUUGAUUGGCUUGAUGGCCUGAGUUCCGACAGCGAAGAGCAGGCUUUUGAUGCCGGUGAACCGGCUGUGGCAUUUGAUGCACCACCCUCACUCCACGGUGCCAACGCCUCACCACCACCACUGCCGCCAGCGUCACUGCCGCUUGCUGGGCUGGAAGGGCUUCCCCUUGAAUGUCUGGAAAUGCUUUCUCACCCUGGUCGGUUGGCCCCUACCGGGGGAACAGAGAUGGUCAGCACCAGGGUGUUGAGGCAUUCCGUUGGGGGUGCAAUUGAAGACAUGGCGCCUGAGCUCCGCCUGCAGCGGUUGAUCCAAGUCAGCGAGCAGCACCGCAUUGUGCGGAACCGCAACCAGCGGGCGACCAGUCCAGACGCGGAAAGGCUGGUGCAGGCCAUCCACCAGUCUCAUAGUUCUCUAGAUGCAUUAAGGCGGCAGAAGCUUGACAAGAUGGGAGCUGACAAGAAGGAUGGGAACUGCGGAUGCAGCUCCAGUUUCGAGUGCAAUAUCUGUCUUGAAGCAGCUAAAGAGCCCGUGGUUACACCGUGUGGCCACCUAUUCUGCUGGCCAUGCUUGUACCAGUGGCUCCAUGCACAUUCAGCCCACUCUGAGUGCCCUGUCUGCAAGGGAGAGGUGCUCGAAGUAAACGUCACACCGAUUUAUGGAAGAGGAGGCGAUGAACGAGACGCGUCCAGCAAUGAUGUCCCGCCCAGACCGCGCGCAAACAGGAGCGAGGGCUUGAGGCAGCAGCUGCAAAUGCCAGACACGAGAGGCAUUGCAAGCCUGGUAAGGCGGUUGAUAGAAAACCAGGAUAUAGUGAGCGGCCAGGCACCUCCACCUGUAAGCGGGGUUGAGGUGACUGGGCUUCCUGCAGCCCUGUCAAGGGCUAGGGUUGGGAGACAGCAAAGACGUAAUCUUGCUUCACCCUCGGGCAAUGCUACCCCUGAUAGUGGCAAUCAGGUCCAGUUGCCGUCUUCUAAUUCCAAUAGUGCUGCACCGACAGAUCCUCAGCAGUCAUCAUCUUUCGAGCAGGCGUCGACUUCUAGCACCAUGGCUGUUAUAGUUGGGCAGGCAGCCCAAAGUAGGAGGUCCAGGCCUUCGGAGUCUACAACCACAAGAAGAACAAGGAGGAGGCAGCAGCAGUAGGUAAAAAUUGGCGCUGCCAUUUGCUCCAAUAAAACCUAUAGAUCAUACCCCAUUGUUACCAUGGUUAGCUCUAAAAACAUGUCAAAAUUGUAAUGUAUAUGCUAGCUGUUGCUUGCCCAUGUAUGUACCUUCUUAUUUGCUCCAAUAAAACCUAUAGAUCAUGCCCCAUUGUUACCAUGGUUAGCUCCAAAAACAUAUCAACAUUAUAAGGAAUGUAUAUGCUAGCUGUUGCUUGCUCAUGUAUCAUGUAUGUACCUUCUUAUUUGAUCAAAUAAAACUUAUAUAUCUUGCCCCA
Lolium rigidum is the source of this 2067-nucleotide messenger RNA. RefSeq lists its product as uncharacterized. The transcript has a single exon. NCBI's taxonomy places the organism in Eukaryota, Viridiplantae, Streptophyta, Magnoliopsida, Poales, Poaceae. Gene Ontology annotation, molecular function: metal ion binding; ubiquitin-like protein conjugating enzyme binding; ubiquitin protein ligase activity. The record is from RefSeq and is a predicted model, not a curated record. Gene Ontology annotation, cellular component: endoplasmic reticulum. Bases 366 to 1772 code for a protein of 468 amino acids. Gene Ontology annotation, biological process: ubiquitin-dependent protein catabolic process.